Ziziphus jujuba (common jujube) is the source of this 1827-nucleotide messenger RNA. RefSeq names its product G-type lectin S-receptor-like serine/threonine-protein kinase LECRK1. NCBI's taxonomy places the organism in Eukaryota, Viridiplantae, Streptophyta, Magnoliopsida, Rosales, Rhamnaceae. Gene Ontology annotation, biological process: protein phosphorylation. The record is from RefSeq and is a predicted model, not a curated record. The transcript has 2 exons. Gene Ontology annotation, molecular function: ATP binding; protein kinase activity.
AUGGCUAUCCUUUUUCUUCUUCUUCUCCAACUUCCCCUUUUCGUUGUCGUUGCUCAAACCAACGGCAAAAUAAAUGUUGGAACUUCUCUGACUGCAGGAAGCAAUAAUUCUUUAUGGCUUUCACCUUCGGAAGAUUUUGCAUUUGGAUUCCACGAGCUUGACAAUGAUGCCUUCAUACUUGCCAUUUGGUAUUACAAACUAUCCGGCCAAUUCACCACAGUUUGGUAUGCAAAUGGAGGUAAACCUGCUCCAACGAUUUCUAAACUGGAGCUAACUUCUGACAGUGCUCUCGUGCUCAAAAACGGUGCUCAAACAUUAUGGAGCUCUGGAAAAACAAGUUCUGCUGAAGUAGCCUAUGCUGUGAUGAAUGAUACAGAUGGUUAUUCUUUGUUCAAUCAAGCUGAUGCAUAUAGUGGCUGCAGACCAAAUUUCUUACUGGGUUGUGAUAAUAGUUCAGGAAAAAUCUACCAGGAGAACUACUUCAUGCAGGAGAAAUCAAAUGUUAAUUUUCUAUUUUCGGAUUACGACGCGCUUAGCUCUAGUAGUAGGGAGAGCUGCAAAAAUGCUUGUUUACAUGAUUGUUUAUGUGCAGGAGUGACUUUUAGUCCCGGUACCAAGAUUUGUUGGAAGAAGAGGCCUCCACUUACCAAUGGACAAGUUGAAGGAAAUGGAGAUGCCAUAAGUUAUAUAAAAACAGCUAAUAAUUCGUCGCCUGCAAUCCCACUUCCUCCUCCAAAAGUCCUAGCAAAGGACCAGAAUACAUUGGUUAUUGUGGUGUUGUCUGUACUCUUAGGCAGCUCUGUGCUGGUCAUACUUGUGGGAGCUGCAUUCAUGGGUUUCUUUUGGUUCUUCAAUAAGAAGCUCCCUGGAGUUAAAAUUUCUCCAAAUGAAACUUCUUUCGAAAGCAGAUUGCGGCAAUUUUCCUACAAGGAGCUGACAGAAGCCACAAAUGGAUUUAAGGAAGAGCUAGGUAGAGGAUCUUGUGGGAUGGUUUACAAAGGCAAAAUGAGAUCAACUGGUCUGAUUGCUGUCAAGAUGUUAGAUAGAGUUUUCGAAGACAACUACAAAGAAUUCAAAGCAGAAGUUAACAUCAUAGACCAAACACAUCAAAAGAAUCUUGUCCGCUUAGUUGGUUAUUGUGAUGAGAAACAACACAGGUUACUGGUGUAUGAGUUCUUGAGAAAUGGUACUUUAGUAAGAUUUCUAUUUGGAGAUCUAAAACCUAGUUGGAAGCAGAGGACAAAAGUUGCAUUUGGGAUUGCGAGAGGACUUGUUUACUUGCACGAAGACUGCAGCACGCAGAUCAUUCACUGCAACGUAAAGCCUCAAAACAUACUUUUGGAUGAGUAUUACAAUACUCGGAUUUCUGACUUUGGAUUGGCAAAGCUUUUGCUUAUCAACCAAAGCCAUACAAAAACAAACAUCAGAGGAACAAAAGGGUAUGUUGCCCCUGAUUGGUUCAGGUAUGCACCGGUUUUAGUGAAGGUUGAUUUCUAUAGUUUUGGAGUGGUGCUGCUAGAAAUCAUUUGCUGUAGAAGAAAUGUCUAAGAUAUGGAGGUUAAUGAGGAACAUAAAAGAAUUUUAGCUGAAUAUGCUUUUGACUUCUAUUUGGAAGGGAAGCUGGAUGCUCUGAUUGAAAAUGAGAUGGAGGCCAUGGAUGAUAUGAAGAUGGUUGAGAGGUUUGUGAUGGUUGCCAUUUGGUGCCUCCAAGAAGACCCUAACGUAAGAACCACCAUGAAGAAGGUAUUGCUUAUGCUUGAAGGAAUACUUCAGGUUUCAGCUCCGCCUGCUCCAUUUUCGUUUACUUCCAUAAAAAUUGAGCAUUAA